Molecule: messenger RNA, 908 nt
Organism: Empidonax traillii (willow flycatcher)
Lineage: Eukaryota; Metazoa; Chordata; Aves; Passeriformes; Tyrannidae
Product: feather beta keratin-like
Exons: 3
Coding region: 42-515 (157 amino acids)
Cellular component (GO): intermediate filament
Molecular function (GO): structural constituent of cytoskeleton
Source: RefSeq, a predicted model, not a curated record
ACAACCAGCAGUUUACUUAAUUGGGGUGCUUUGCAUAAAAUAUGAGCUUGUUGGUAAAUACAUUCCGUGUGCAAAGGCGCGUCUGGGCCCGGGGCUGUGCAGGGCUCUAUAAAAGCCCAUCCAGCUGCAGGUCCUUCAUCCACUUCUCCUGCCUUCUCCUCCACGGUGAACCAGGUCUGCCAUCCACAGCCAUGUCUUGCUACGACCUGUGCCGUCCCUGCGGGCCCACCCCGCUGGCCAACAGCUGCAACGAGCCCUGCGUGAGGCAGUGCCAGGACUCCCGGGUGGUGAUCCAGCCCUCGCCCGUGGUGGUGACGCUGCCCGGGCCCAUCCUGAGCUCCUUCCCCCAGAACACCGCCAACACCGCCGUGGGCUCCACCACCUCCGCCGCCGUGGGCAGCAUCCUGAGCGAGGAGGGAGUGCCCAUCAACUCCGGGGGCUACGGCCUGGGUAGCCUUGGUGGCCUCGGUGGUUUUGGUGGGCGCUACUGUGGCAGGAGGUGCCUGCCCUGCUAAAGCCGGGCCUGAGUCCAGCGAGUGCCUCGCCCAAGAAGCCCAAAGCCGGACUGAGGAUGGAGCUGCUGGCCAGCGCUUCCACAAGGCUUUCCUCCUCCUGCUGAGGAGGGAGGUGAAUGUGGCCAGCUGAUGUCUUGUGCUUGUCCUGCUCUCUUCUGCUCCUCGUGAGCCCCUCGUGUUGUCUCCUGCUGUGCUGUGCCGUGGGUUCCCCCUGACUCCAGCGCAGCGGGGUCCUGCCCGUGGCUGUGGGAGGCACUGUGUGUCCCACUGCUGGGCAGGGCUGUCUGACCUUCCAAAAUUCACUGCUUUGUUUCACUCUUUACACUCAUUAAAGUUCGUGUUGCAUUGUAUCUGGAGUCUCCUCGAGUUCCUUCGAUCCUGGGAUGUGCAGCC